ACCAAUUCAUAAGUUGAAGAGAGAUAUUGACACAGGUAUCACUGCAGAUUCGCCUGGCGUUGUCAGUGGCAAUAACGUUCAAGUACCUGUACAUAUACCAGUUAAUGCUUGCGGAGAUAAUAACAGUGUUAUCGGUCUAUUAGCUCAGUUUUCUGAAGAAUGUAAAAAUAACUGA
Molecule: messenger RNA, 175 nt
Organism: Ambispora leptoticha
Lineage: Eukaryota; Fungi; Glomeromycota; Glomeromycetes; Archaeosporales; Ambisporaceae
Source: the annotation of a GenBank genome assembly